This is a messenger RNA of Formica exsecta, 1466 nucleotides long. It is a transcript of the gene sturkopf, whose product is annotated as lipid droplet-associated hydrolase. The coding region runs from base 241 to 1176 and encodes 311 amino acids. Gene Ontology annotation, biological process: lipid storage. The record is from RefSeq and is a predicted model, not a curated record. Lineage: Eukaryota; Metazoa; Arthropoda; Insecta; Hymenoptera; Formicidae. Gene Ontology annotation, cellular component: lipid droplet. Gene Ontology annotation, molecular function: lipase activity. The transcript has 4 exons.
GCAAUCACGCUAGGUGUAUCAUUACAGUUGUGUUGUGUACCGUUAUACUGCAAUUUUUUUUUGCAUAUGUGUGAAUAGACCUUCGUCCACCUUCUUCAAUUUCAUUGUUAAUCUGCCACAUAUGCAUUCUCGAUUUUGUGCUGGAAACACGUGGAACGCGACAAGUAGCGGGCUGUCAUUUCGCAAUUUCUACGAAUAUUCGCAAAGUUUAGCGUUGUGCGAUACAAUAAGACAACAGAGAUGCGACGAUCGAUGAUAAAUUGCAACCAAGUGCAAACUCAAGUGAUAACGGAAGGUCGUUGGAUAGAGGAGGAUCCGCUACCCCAUUCCAGCAAGCACGUAGUGCUCGUUAUUCCUGGGAAUCCAGGUGUUCCGCGAUUCUACGAGGGAUUCAUCAAGGCGCUCAACUCGAGAUUAACUCUGGACACACCUGUGUGGGUCAUCGGACACGCUGGACACGUCCAACCGCCGGACAACUUGGAGAUUGCUAUGCCCGGUGACGAGAAAUGGGCAGAAUGCUAUAGUUUGCAAGCGCAGAUUCAACACAAGGUAGAAUUCAUAAAAAAGUACAUUCCAGAGGAUGCGCAGCUACAUCUUAUUGGACAUUCCAUAGGUGCCUGGUUUGUGCUCAAUUUACUGAAGAAUAAUGACAUUAACAAAAGGAUAAAGAAAUGUUAUAUGUUGUUUCCUACGGUAGAAUAUAUGGCAGAGAGCCGUAAUGGGAUUUUCUUUUGUAGCUGUGUAUCACGCAUUGCACCAGUAUUGAUUUUCCUAUCUUGGAUCUUCACAGGAAUGUUUCCAGUCUCUCUACAAUCAUUAAUGAUACGUAUUUUUGGUAUAUUUUGGGGUAUUCCAGCCAGAUCUAUCAAAGCGGUUCAGGAAAUGUUGAAUCCAAAGGCCUUAGAUAAAAUACUCAAUCUUGCCAGAGAAGAAAUGAAGUAUGUCAAAGAAGCUGACCAUGAGACUAUAUCAAAAUAUACUGAUAAACUUUGGUUUUAUUAUGGCGCCAAUGAUGGUUGGACUCCAAUGAAAUACUAUAAGAAUAUGAUAUUAAAACAUCCUAAUCUAAAUGCUCAAUUGUGCCAACGCGGUUUCCAACAUUCCUUUGUACUGAAAAAUGACAUGGACAUAGGACACAUCGUAGGCGAUCUCAUUAAUGAAGAUUCGAGACAUUGAUGUCUUGUAUUUAAAUUGCAUUUAAUAGUUACAUUUAUGUCUCACUUCAAUUUUUUUAUGAUAUUUUUUGGAGUAAGGGUAUAUAUUAUUGUUUUUUUUAAAUCAUUGUUUUAUAUUAUUUUAUAUUUAUUGUUAUUAUUUUAUAUGAUUAGAAUUGUUAUAUUCAUACAAGAAUACAUCAAGAAUUUUUUUUUAAUUAUAUAUAAAAAAAUGAACAAACAAUACAAUGCUCAGUUUAUAUUGUACCAAAAAUGAUUGAAAUUUUGCAAUAAAAUGUUAAUACAAAAGAA